AUUGUGACCAAACCUUCCAGCGUGUUGUUCAGUAAUUUUGUAACCUGAAGAUAAGAGAGAGCCACAGAUGGUCUCUUGGGGUGUGUAACAGAAGCAGAGUAUCCAGAGAUGUGUGCUGGAGAAGAGAAUUGGGUCGACAAUCGGACUGUUUACGUGGGACACAAGGAGCCCCCGCCAGGUGCUGAGGCCUACAUUCCGCAGAGGUACCCAGAUAACAGAAUAGUCUCCGCCAAGUACACAUUUUGGAACUUCAUACCCAAGAACUUGUUUGAACAAUUCAGAAGAAUCGCCAACUUUUAUUUUCUUAUCAUAUUUCUGGUCCAGUUGAUUAUUGAUACACCCACAAGUCCAGUAACGAGUGGACUGCCACUGUUCUUUGUCAUCACUGUCACAGCUAUCAAACAGGGCUAUGAAGACUGGCUUCGCCAUAAAGCAGAUAAUGCCAUGAACCAGUGCCCUGUUCAUUUCAUCCAGCAUGGCAAGCUGGUUCGGAAGCAGAGCCGAAAGCUGAGAGUUGGGGACAUCGUCAUGGUCAAGGAGGAUGAGUCCUUCCCCUGUGACUUGAUCUUCCUGUCCAGCAGCCGGGGAGAUGGGACCUGCCACGUGACAACCACCAGCUUAGAUGGAGAGUCGAGUCACAAAACACAUUAUGCAGUUCAAGACACAAAGGGAUUUCAAACAGAAGAAGAGAUAGAUGGCCUCCACGCUACCAUUGAGUGCGAGCAGCCCCAGCCCGACCUCUACAGGUUUGUGGGCCGAAUAAAUGUUUACAAUGAUCAGAAUGACCCCGUGGUGAGGCCAUUAGGAUCGGAAAACGUGCUUCUUAGAGGAGCCACACUAAAGAACACUGAGAAAAUCUUUGGUGUUGCUAUUUAUACGGGCAUGGAAACCAAGAUGGCAUUAAAUUAUCAAUCAAAAUCCCAGAAACGAUCCGCUGUAGAAAAAUCAAUGAAUGUGUUCCUCAUAGUGUACCUCUGCAUUCUCAUCAGCAAAGCGCUGAUAAAUACUGUCCUGAAGUACGUGUGGCAGAGUGAACCAUCCCGAGAUGAGCCGUGGUAUAAUCAGAAAACCGAAGCAGAAAGACAGAGGAACCUGUUUCUCAGGGCGUUCACGGACUUCCUGGCCUUCAUGGUUCUGUUCAACUACAUCAUCCCCGUGUCCAUGUACGUCACGGUGGAGAUGCAGAAGUUCCUUGGCUCGUAUUUCAUCACCUGGGAUGAAGAAAUGUUUGACGAGGACAUGGGCGAAGGGCCUCUGGUCAACACCUCGGAUUUAAACGAAGAGUUAGGACAGGUGGAGUACAUCUUCACAGACAAGACUGGGACUCUCACCGAGAACAACAUGGAGUUCAAGGAGUGCUGCAUCGAGGGCCACGUCUACGUGCCGCACGUCAUCUGCAACGGGCAGGUUCUCCCCGGCGCCACCGGCAUCGACAUGAUCGACUCCUCCCCGGGGGUCAGUGGCAGGGAGCGAGAAGAGCUGUUUUUCCGGGCCCUCUGCCUGUGCCACACCGUCCAGGUGAAGGACGACGAUGACGUGGACGGGCCCAGGAAGUCACCAGACUCAGGGAAAUCCUGUGUGUACAUAUCGUCCUCGCCCGACGAGGUGGCCUUAGUGGAGGGUGUCCAGAGACUUGGUUUUACAUACCUACGGCUAAAGGAUAACCACAUGGAGAUAUUAAAUAGGGAUAAUUACAUCGAAAGGUUUGAAUUGCUGGAAAUUUUGAGUUUUGACUCAGUAAGAAGGAGAAUGAGUGUAAUUGUAAAAUCUGAUACAGGAGAAAUUUUUCUCUUUUGCAAAGGAGCAGAUUCUUCAAUAUUUCCCCGAGUAAUAGAAGGCAAAGUCGACCAGAUCCGAGCCAGAGUGGAACGGAAUGCUGUGGAGGGGCUCCGGACUUUGUGCGUUGCCUACAAAAGGCUCAGCCCAGAAGAAUAUGAAGGCAUCUAUAAAUUGCUACAGGCUUGCAAGAUGGCCCUUCAAGAUCGAGAAAAGAAAUUAGCAGAAGCCUGUGAGCAGAUAGAGAAAGAUCUUACUCUGCUUGGUGCUACCGCCGUUGAGGAUCAGCUCCAGGAGAAAGCUGCUGACACCAUAGAAGCUCUGCAGAAGGCCGGCAUCAAAGUCUGGGUGCUCACCGGGGACAAGAUGGAGACGGCGGCAGCCACCUGCUACGCCUGCAAACUUUUCAGGAGGAACACACAGCUGCUUGAACUAACCACCAAGAAAAUUGAGGAGCAGAGUUUACAUGAUGUCCUGUUUGAGCUGAGUAAGACUGUCCUGCGCUGCAACGGCAGCUUAACCAGGGACAACCUCUCAGGACUUUCAACAGAUAUGCAAGACUAUGGUUUAAUUAUUGAUGGAGCUGCGCUGUCUUUAAUAAUGAAACCCCGUGAAGAUGGCAGCUGCAGCAACUACCGAGAACUGUUCCUGAACAUCUGCCGGAACUGCAGCGCCGUGCUGUGCUGCCGGAUGGCCCCUCUGCAGAAGGCCCAGAUUGUUAAAUUAAUCAAAUUUUCAAAAGAGCACCCUAUUACAUUAGCAAUCGGUGAUGGCGCAAAUGAUGUCAGCAUGAUCCUGGAGGCCCAUGUGGGCAUAGGUGUCAUUGGAAAGGAAGGUCGUCAGGCUGCAAGGAACAGUGACUAUGCAAUACCUAAAUUUAAGCAUUUAAAGAAGAUGCUACUCGUUCAUGGGCAUUAUUAUUACAUUAGGAUAUCUGAGCUUGUGCAAUACUUCUUUUAUAAGAAUGUCUGCUUCAUUUUCCCUCAGUUUUUAUACCAGUUCUUCUGUGGGUUUUCACAGCAGACGCUGUAUGACACCGCCUACCUGACACUGUACAACAUCAGUUUCACUUCCCUUCCGAUUCUCUUGUACAGCCUGAUGGAGCAGCACGUCAGCAUGGACACACUCAAGAGGGACCCUUCCCUCUACAGAGAUAUCGCCAAGAACGCUCUACUCCGCUGGCGAGUGUUCAUUUACUGGACAUUCUUAGGAGUAUUUGACGCUCUGGUAUUUUUCUUUGGUGCUUACUUCAUGUUUGAAAAUGCAUCUGUGACCAGCAAUGGACAGAUAUUCGGAAACUGGACCUUUGGGACGCUGGUGUUCACUGUGAUGGUGUUUACCGUCACACUAAAGCUGGCAUUAGAUACACACUACUGGACUUGGAUAAACCACUUUGUCAUCUGGGGGUCGCUGCUAUUCUACGUUGUCUUUUCCCUCCUCUGGGGAGGAAUCAUCUGGCCAUUCCUCAAUUAUCAAAGGAUGUACUAUGUGUUCAUCCAGAUGUUAUCCAGUGGCCCUGCCUGGCUGGCCAUCAUCCUGCUCAUCACGAUCAGCCUCCUUCCCGAUGUUCUCAAGAAAGUCCUGUGCAGGCAGCUGUGGCCCAGCGCCACAGAGAGAGUCCAGGACAUGCCCACCCAGAGUCGGGACCUCUUUGAAGUCAGCCGUUUUGUCUCUCUGCACAGCCCCCACACCUCGGCCAUCUGCCCCACACAGGUGACGCUAACGUGCCCAGAGAGCAAGGAGUGCUCGGUCCUCCCUCCCAUGGUCUGUGUCUCGGACACCUGUCACCAUCCCAGCGGGAAGCCCUGCUGCCAUGAGCCCUGCAGGGAGGCAGGUGGCGAACAGAUCACCAGUUCAAGCCUUUAA
This is a messenger RNA of Myotis brandtii (Brandt's bat), 3642 nucleotides long. RefSeq names its product ATPase, class VI, type 11A (gene ATP11A). Gene Ontology annotation, molecular function: ATPase-coupled intramembrane lipid carrier activity; ATP hydrolysis activity; magnesium ion binding. NCBI's taxonomy places the organism in Eukaryota, Metazoa, Chordata, Mammalia, Chiroptera, Vespertilionidae. Gene Ontology annotation, cellular component: recycling endosome; plasma membrane; trans-Golgi network. The transcript is spliced from 29 exons. The coding region runs from base 109 to 3642 and encodes 1177 amino acids. The record is from RefSeq and is a predicted model, not a curated record. Gene Ontology annotation, biological process: phospholipid translocation.